Molecule: messenger RNA, 426 nt
Organism: Miniopterus natalensis
Lineage: Eukaryota; Metazoa; Chordata; Mammalia; Chiroptera; Miniopteridae
Source: RefSeq, a predicted model, not a curated record
CCCGCCGUGACCAUGGAGGCCAGAGCGCUCUGGCUGCUGGCGGUGGUCCUGGUCUUGGGGUGCCCCAGCUCGUCAGCCCAGUACGUGGGCCUGUUGGAGAGCCAGUGUGCCAUCCCGGGCAAGGACAGGGUGGACUGCGGGUACCCCGAGGUCACCCCCGAGCAGUGCAACAACAGGGGCUGCUGCUUCGACUCGAGCAUCCCCGAGGUGCCCUGGUGCUUCAAGCCUCUGCAGGACACAGACCUGGACAAAACCACGGAGCCCAGUGAGAAACUCACUUGUGCGCGUGGCCAUGUCCUUGACUUGGACUGCAAGGCGGUGGCCGUGGGGGUCUCCCUGGGACCAGGGAGCGAGUUCAGUCCCCAGCCAUGGAACCGCACAGAGCUGGCCUGGUCCUGCACAGGCUCUCCCGGGGCGGUGACGUGA